AUGUCUCUUGAAACUCUUGAGAUGCUACGCCAGCGUGGAGCAGCACGAGCCGCAGGGAACCAAGAACUCACGUCCGAGCUCGCAAGGCUUUGCAGAGAGGCGAUAAAGGAAGACAUUAAAGGGAGAAGAGCAGCAGUGCUGGUUAAAGCUGCAGAGGCGGAAAAAACAUCCGCUAUGUCCGUCGAGACUUCGCCAGUCGCAAGACGAGGAUGA
Messenger RNA from Necator americanus (New World hookworm), 213 nucleotides. RefSeq lists its product as uncharacterized. NCBI's taxonomy places the organism in Eukaryota, Metazoa, Nematoda, Chromadorea, Rhabditida, Ancylostomatidae. The record is from RefSeq and is a predicted model, not a curated record. The transcript has a single exon. The coding region runs from base 1 to 213 and encodes 70 amino acids.